Cynoglossus semilaevis (tongue sole) is the source of this 5475-nucleotide messenger RNA. RefSeq names its product cyclin dependent kinase 12 (gene cdk12). The record is from RefSeq and is a predicted model, not a curated record. Gene Ontology annotation, cellular component: nucleus; cyclin/CDK positive transcription elongation factor complex. Gene Ontology annotation, biological process: positive regulation of transcription elongation by RNA polymerase II; protein phosphorylation. Gene Ontology annotation, molecular function: cyclin binding; RNA polymerase II CTD heptapeptide repeat kinase activity; ATP binding. The transcript has 14 exons. Lineage: Eukaryota; Metazoa; Chordata; Actinopteri; Pleuronectiformes; Cynoglossidae. Bases 802 to 4893 code for a protein of 1363 amino acids.
UGACAGCGCUUUGGUUUCCGGCUCGUCUCGCUUGCGAAGAAGUUGGCAGUCACUGGAGCCACAAUGGCGUUUGUAGUCUCCUUAAAAUAGGGCUGUGGAUAAUAUUAAAUCCACUAACAUCGCCCUAAAUAUAGGCCUGGUUGACUCCCAGAGCCAUUGAUAAUAAACUGGAACAUCUACUGCACACGAAAAUAUUAUCAUUUCUAACCAACAUUGAAUUUAAAGGGGAUAAAAGUUAUAUUAAAGGGAACAUGUAAACAGUACCAACCGGGUCAAGUUUUGAUUUUGUUGGAGCGUCUUCUAAUGAAGACAUUGCUUGCUUUUGAAUACUAAGACCGUAUUUCUACGGAAUAAAAAAACUCCUUAACCUAACUUGGCACCGGACAAGGACACCUUUCACAAGGGGACUUUUUUCCCUCUUUUUUACGAGUCAGCUCGUUAGCUGCCCAGCUUUAGCUAGCAUCCCUAGCUAAAUGUGAGACGGAGACGGCACCACAAAGCUCCAAUGUUUUCCUGGAAUCCUUUUUAUUUAUUGACUGAAUCUAACUACCACCGUUACAGCACUGGAAAACCUAUGGGGGCAUUUUCUCUGCUUUAACGAAAGAUAUUUGUGACUUUAAAUGAAGAGCCGUGGAAAGGACUGGACGUGAGAGGCCUUCUACGUUUGAUAUCUGUUUUCUGCUUCUGCUUGAGUUGCACUUUGUUUUUUUGUUUGGGCAUUUGAAGUAACUGCAGGUAGUUCUCCUGUGAAUGACCAGCAGGGCCCAGACGCAGGACAGCCACCGACGCCAGCAGUAAGGGAUGCCUGGGUCGGACCGACACCAUGGGACCAAGAGGAAGUCGGAAUCCAGCAUCGGCGGUGUGUCACAUCACACACAGCACCAAAGUUAUACCUCUGAGGGAGACGUGAUGAGCAAAAGUGGUAAAUCGCAGUUAAAAUCUCAAAUGUCUGCUUCGUCACUAAAACGUAAACGACAUAAAUCUUCAAAACAUAACCGUGUGUCCUCGGUUAAUGCGCCGGGGCCCGAAGAUUAUACCUACGGGGAAACGGCGCCGCCUGCAGUCAACACGCUAAAGCCAUUAGUGGAGUAUGAUGAUAUCAGCUCUGACUCGGACACUUUCUCGGACCCACUGCCUUCCAGACCCCCCCAGAGAGGAGCCGUAGAGCGAUUGGAGCAAUCGCUAGACUAUGGUGAGGACGAAAUUGAAAUAGAGCAUGUGCAUAGGGAAAGCAAGGGGCACAGGCACAAUCGCAAAAAGCCCAAGGACUCUAAUAAGCUCACGGAAUCUGGAAAUGGGGAACGUGGGUACAAGAAAAAGAGCAGUAAAGACCGUGAAAAGAGGGGCUCUGGAAGGAAUAAGGAGAAGGUUGUCUCAUCUGGCUCCUCUUCCAAACGCAAGGAGUUGCAAGAAGCUGAUUUUAAACGUGGGGAGCUUUCACUCUCUCAGGUGCAGCUUGCAGCUAGCGUAGGUAGCGCCACCUCAUCCACAUCCUCGUCCCGGAGCAAAGAGAGCGGCCGCUCAGGGAAGACCCGCAAAGAAAGACAACAACAUAGAGAAGGACAUGGAGAGGGCAGUCACAGUUCUUCACAGAGGACCAGGGUGGAAAAAGCACAUAGGAAGUCCUCCAAGAGCCACAAGCUGAGCCCAAAGGGCAAGUCUUCAACUAGGGGCAGCCCCCGUCGGAAGACCACCACUUCUGCUUUGUCCCCUAGUCCUCGGAGAACAGCUGAGAGUGUGAGUCCACUGGGCAGCGGAUAUGGCCAUCAGGAAAAUGAUGGCUACCCCAGACGUAGGGUAACUCAACACAGUCCCAGUCCCUAUGGGGACGUCUCUUGUCGCAGCAGGCAGAGAUCAGACAGUCCCUACGGCAGCAGACACAGGUCUUCCAGCUAUGAGAGGGACAGCAGCCCCUACUCAAGAAGGCGCUCCAUCAGCCCUUAUGCUACUCGCAGGUCCUCCAGUACCAGUCCCAUUUCUCGACGUUCUAGAAGCCGAUCUCCUUUGUCCUACUCUUCACAUCGUCCUUCCUCAAGAUCUCGCACUAAGCGACACACAACCUCUGGGGCAGGAGGCAGUUCCCACAGCAGCCGGCCAGCGAGCCGCUCCCCUCCAUCAAGCCGCCUGCCACUAACCUCGAGCUUGGGGGCAGAGUUGAGCCGCAGGAAGAAGGAACGCCAAGCCGCUGAGGCUGCCGCCCGUGCUAGCACUGCUGCAUCGUCUUCUCCUUUAGUACGUAAACCUGCAGCUCCCUCUUCAUCCGCCUCCUCACGGCCUACUAAGGUUGAAACUACACAGCCAGAAAAAGACUGUGCUACAGUGGAAACAGAAGAACCUGAACCAGAACCUCAUCCUCCACCACCCCAAUUGCCCCAAAGUGUUCCAAUUGCUGAUGAUGACGUUGCUGCGCCGCUCCCCUGUUCAUCAGAGUCCCCCGCUCCACCACCACCACCACCUGAGGCCUCGCCUCCUGUUCCAUUUGGGUCUGCCAUACAGAUUGCUCCACCACCACCUCCACCACCUCAAACAGAAACAUUGAAGCCUCCUACUCCAUCCAACACAUCUCAGGCCAAAUCACCAGCUCCGCUUCCUUCACGUAGUCCUGUCCGCCAGACCCCUCUUCACAAGACGUCGACUCUGCCCCCUCUUCCUUUACCUCCUGUACUGCUGGGAAACACUCAGGACAGCCCAAAGAAGAAUACUCCUCCUCAGAGGCCACCCAAGAAGGAGAGGGAAAAGGAGACCCGCGUGCGGCCCUCCAUUAUCGACCUUCCUCUACCACCUACCCUGACCGGAAGUGACUCGUCACCACCACAGUCCCCUUUCCGCCAGCUUCCUUUGCUACCCCAGACAACCCUUAAGAAGAGACCAAAGAUUUGCUGCCCACGGUACGGUGAGCGCAAACACACUCAGAGUGACUGGGGGAAGCGCUGCGUAGAUAAAUUCGAUAUAAUUGGCAUCAUAGGAGAAGGCACAUAUGGCCAAGUAUACAAAGCAAAGGACAAAGACACUGGUGAGCUUGUAGCUCUGAAGAAAGUGCGUUUAGACAAUGAAAAGGAGGGAUUCCCAAUCACAGCCAUCAGAGAGAUUAAGAUCUUGCGGCAGCUCAAACACCGCAGUGUUGUCAACAUGAAGGAAAUCGUCACCGACAAGCAGGACGCACUUGACUUUAAAAAGGACAAAGGGGCAUUUUACCUGGUGUUUGAGUACAUGGACCACGACCUUAUGGGCCUGCUGGAAUCGGGCCUAGUCCAGUUCUCCCAUGAGCACGUACGCAGCUUCAUGCGACAGCUGAUGGAGGGUCUGGAUUACUGCCAUAAGAACAACUUCCUACAUAGAGACAUCAAAUGCUCCAACAUCCUACUCAACAACAGAGGUCAGAUCAAACUAGCUGACUUUGGUUUAGCCCGGUUUUACAACUCCGAGGAAAGUCGGCCAUACACUAAUAAAGUAAUCACACUAUGGUACCGUCCCCCUGAACUGCUGCUGGGAGAGGAGAGGUAUUCACCAGCUAUUGAUGUUUGGAGCUGUGGGUGUAUUUUGGGAGAACUCUUUACAAAGAAGCCCAUCUUUCAGGCCAACCAAGAACUGCUACAGCUGGAACUCAUCAGUCGUCUGUGUGGCAGUCCCUGUCCUGCAGUCUGGCCGGACGUCAUUAAACUUCCCCUCUUCAACACCAUGAAGCCCAAGAAGCAGUACAGGCGGAGACUACGGGAAGAAUUUGCCUUUUUACCUACGACUGCCCUGGAAUUACUGGACCGAAUGCUGACCUUGGACCCCGCACGUCGCUGUACAUCAGAGCAAGCUCUCAACUGUGACUUCCUGUCAGAUGUAGAGCCGGAUAAAAUGCCCCCACCGGACCUUCCUCACCAUCAGGACUGCCAUGAGCUUUGGAGUAAGAAGAGGCGGCGUGCGCGUCAGAGUGGGCUGCCUGAAGAUGUGCCUGUGCCCAAAGUGCCCCGUAAAGAUGUGACAGGGACCUCUAGUGGAGAAAACAGUCGGCCUCAAAAGAGCCCAGCUGGGGUCCCACCACCUCCACCAGGAAAACCUCCUCCUACAGCAAAUUUAGAGAGUGAGUUGUCAGGCUUGGGAGUUGCCGCGGAUCAGUUAAACCAAACAGAGUUGGCAGUUCUUUUGAACCUCCUCCAAGGACAGACGGACCUCAGCCUGCCCCAGGUCGCCCAGCUCCUCAACCUCUCCAAUCCAGAGGCUCUCAGCCAGACGCUGUCUGCUCUCAGCGAGGCCUCUGACAACCAGGGGACACAGGAGGAGCCGGCAUCCACUGCUGCAAGGCCUCACCCUCCAGAGCCGCCUCCUGAACCCCAGGAGCCCUCACCCACAUCUGUAGACCCAUCGCUCAGCCAGGAAGAGCAAGCGAACCUGCUGGCUCUCAUUCUGAGUCAGAUCAUUAAGCCUCAAACCGAGGAGGAGGCCGAUGAGAGCAAUGGCGUCCAGUCAGGGGAGGCGCUAGCGCGUGGUUCAUCCACCUCUACUACUGAUCGCAAGGGCCCUGUGGUACCAAAGCGGAGACAAUUUACCAGUCAGGCACCUCCAUCUGCUGACCAACGUCCCCCUUCUCCACCUGGGCCACCUCCAUCAUCCCUGCCACCUGGGAAUGACCAGCAGGACGGUGUUGAAGCCCAAAGCACCCAGGACAUCAGCCCUGCAGUGGCAGCAGCUUUACUCCAGCUCAUGUCCCAGCAGGACCCUGAAGCUGCGGCCUCCCAGCACAGUAAAGACGCCUCUCCUGCUGAGGACACGCAGGCUGCAGGACUGUCUCCACCUCCCUGGGUGACGGGCUCUCCGCCCAAACCUUCAGCUGCAGCUAAGGCUCCAGCCGGACAUUUCCCUAAGGACCAGGAUCUCCGUUUUUCCCAUGGGUCUGCUCGCUGAUCCUUCGGCCGCCAGUGAAGACCAUCCAGACGCGGUGAGGUGGGCUGAGCAGCUGGGGCUGGCAGCUGGAGACAGAUGAUGGUAGAAGUUGACUUGAAGGUAUUGAAAUUACAGCUUAAGUCAAUUCCUGGUGUGACAUGAUCAACCCCUGCCCUUCUCCAGUUCUGGUGGGGUUGUGGUUGAUUUGACCUUUGACAGUCCAGUUAACGUCGGUUAAACCUGCAAUUUCUUUGCUGUUUUCCCUUUGUCCAAGAUCCUAACGUGAUUGAAUGACAGUACCAAACCUUAGCAACCAGUUUGGAGGCGACUCCUUGCGCUUACGAUAAUUGUUGUCUUCACCGUGCUGCCCUCUAUUAACAACACGGUCGUCAGUGUUUCGGGCAAUCAAGCCAUUUCCUAGUACUCUGCCUUCAUGAGCCGCAGCUAAGGCUACAGUGAAAAGAAUGAACAUGAGGCAGUGAAGAAUGCCGUUGUCCCUCUCCCCCUUGUGAGUGACCUUGCUUGUGACCUUGUGAAUGAUCUCAGCCUCAGGGUUGGGUUUAAGUUUCUGCCCGUGAUUGUGCAGAUGCCGGUACCGACCUU